AUGAGCAAAAAGAAGUCUAUUCAAAUUGAGAAAGACACAAAAGAAAAAGUUGUGAUUGUCUUGAGGACUCCUGUAGAUGCUUUGGUCAGGCAUUUAAAGCCAUUAUAUAUUAUGGUUCAUAUCAAUGGGCAACCUAUUAAUAAGGUUUUGAUUGAUAAUGGAGCUAUAGUAAACAUCUUGCCUUCGAAAAUGAUGAAGAUUUUGAACAAAAAUGAGUCAGAUUUGAUCCCAACAGAAGUGACAGUUGGAAAUUUUGCAGGAGGAUGUUCACCUGCUAAAGGCAUUAAUAAAGAGGUCGACGGAAUGGAAAUUUUCUGGGCAGAUAAACAUCCAUUCAAAGCAGAUACCAACAACGUGGAGGCAGGUCUAUAUGAUGAAGACUUAUGGCCAAUCAAGUUUGACGGUUCAGAAGUGAAGUCGAUAGGGGUAAGCCUUACUGAAAGCCAAUUCCUUAAAUACAUUACAUAUGGUUUUAAGGAAAUAAGUGGAGAUUUUGUUAGACCUAACAUGAUACUAAGGUUUAGUGGUUCUAAAUCAAAGAAAUUAGAGGCUGAUGAGCCUAUUUCUUGUAAUUGGGCAGACUGUGUAGUAGAUGAUAGUCCUUUGACUUUUAAGGAAUUGACUAUGGAAGAUCUUGAAGCUGCUCCUGCUAAACUUGAUGAUUAUAAAGCAGAAGUAAAAGAUCCUUUAGAGGAUUUUAAUGUAGGAACAGAGGAAAAUCCUAGAAUUCUUCAUAUAUGUGCUGCUUUACCUGAUGAAAUGAAGGAUUGUUUGAAGUACUUGUUGUUUGAAUUCAAAGAUUGUUUUGCUUGGGAUUAUCCUGAUAUGCCUGGUUUGAACAGAUCAUUGGUUGAACACAAAAUUCCUAUUAAAGAGGACUUUGUUCCAUAUCAACAAAUUCCAAGACAGAUGACACCUGAAGUUCAAAAAGAAGUAAAGAAAGAAAUAGAACGAUUAUUUAAGGCCAAAUUUAUUAGGCCUGUUAAAUAUGUUGAAUGGAUUUCAAAUAUUGUUCCUGUAAUUAAGAAAAAUGGUAAGAUAUUUAUUGCAGAAGAAGAUACACACAAAACUGCAUUUAGAUGUCCAGGAUAUAUUGGAUUGUUUGAAUGGAUUGUUAUGGCAUUUGGAUUAAAAAAUGCAGGGGCGACUUAUCGGAGAACAAUGAAUGUGAUUUUUCAUGACCUAAUUGGAAGGUUUAUGGAAGUUUACAUUGAUGACAUAGUAGUAAAAUCACAUACAUUUGAUGAGCAUGUAGACUACUUAAGGCAAGUCUUGAUGAGGAUGAGACAAUACAAGUUGAAAAUGAAUGCAAUGAAAUGCGCUUUUGGAGUUACUGCUGGAAAUUUUUUGGGAUUUCUGGUUCAUAAGAAAGGGAUUGAGGUUGAUAAAGAUAAGGCAAAAGCUAUAAUAGAAGCACAGCCUCCAACAAAUAAACAAGAACUCCAACAGUUUUUGGGACAGGUAAAUUUUUUCAAGAGAUUUAUUUCCAAUUUAUCUGGAAAAACUCUUGCUUUUUUCCCACUUUUGAAGUUAAAGUCUCAGAAAGAUUUUAAAUGGAAAAAAGAACAUCAGAAGGCUUUUGAGUUUUUGAAGCAAUCAUUGGUCAGGCCUCCUAUUCUGAUGCCACCAAUAAUUGGAAAACCUUUAAAAUUAUAUAUCUCAGCAGGACACCAAUCGAUUGGUUGUCUUUUGGCUCAAGAUAAUGAAAAUGGUCAUGAACAAGCCAUUUAUUAUCUUAGUAAGAGAUUAAAUGAAUGUGAGAUAAAAUAUAAGCCUAUUGAAAAGUUAUGCUUAACAUUAUACUUUUCUGCCAUCAAGUUAAGAUGUUACAUGUUACCGUCGACGGUACAUGUAAUUGCACAGACAGAUAUCAUUAAAUAUAUCUUAACAAGGCCCAUAUUAAGAGGCAAACAAGGAAAAUGGUUGUUAUCUUUAAUAGAAUAUGAUUUACAGUACGUGCCUCAAAAAGCAGUAAAAGGGCAAGUUUUAGCUGAUUUCGUAGCUAAUCAUCCUAACAUGUUAAUGGAAAAGGAUGAAUUUGAGAUACAUAUGAUUGAAAUGAAACCAUGGAAAUUGUCAUUCGACGGCUCUAAAACUGACAGAGGGGUUGGAGCAGGCAUAGUUUUUACAUUUCCGAAAGGGGAAUUUUUACAGUUCUCUUUCCAGUUAGAUGAAAGCAGGAUUUUAACCAAUAAUCAAGCUGAGUAUGAAGCUUUGAUUAUCGGUUUAGAGAUUGCAAAAGAAUUGAAUAUUAGAUAUUUAAAUGUUAUGGGGGACUCACAAUUGGUGAUUCGAUAG
Molecule: messenger RNA, 2298 nt
Organism: Rhododendron vialii
Lineage: Eukaryota; Viridiplantae; Streptophyta; Magnoliopsida; Ericales; Ericaceae
Exons: 4
Coding region: 1-2298 (765 amino acids)
Molecular function (GO): nucleic acid binding; RNA-DNA hybrid ribonuclease activity
Source: RefSeq, a predicted model, not a curated record